AUGUUCGGGUGUAUUUGCGCAGGGCGACAAGUGCAGACAAACCUCCAGGCCGUUUCUCAAACCGAAUUUCUCUUUGUGCUUCCCUCAGCACAGACCAUCAACCACAUUGUCGUCUUUCUCCUUCCAGACACCCAGCUACCGCCUGGUUAUGCGGCUACCGUCUAUUUCCAAUGGCCCGGUAAACCAUUUCAACUCCUCGGCGGAUUGUCGAUGGAGAAGCAAUCCGCAAUAUUCCGGCUGAAAAGUGGCCCUCAAACUAUACCUAGCGGAACGGCAACAGCAGCAGGUACUAGUACCUCGGACGCUAUGGCCGAUGAGAACGGGUUUUAUCCUACCGGAGCAGAAAACAUAACAGCUCAACUCGGUAUAUCGAUAGAACCGAUAGGGCAGGCCCAGCAAAAGCUCAUGAUGCUUCCUGUUCACCUAUCCGGGCUAUCUGCUUCGGCGACCCUUACAUCAUAUGGAGCUACAAUCGUCCCUAGGGAUGGUACUUCGGACUCGAAUGCCCUAGCGAGCAGAGACAGCGCCGCGACUUUAACACUAGCAAGAAGAAUAAUGAAAAAUGCGUUUAAUUAUCUGGGAUCCUUUAGUUCUGGCCCACCGGGAUCUGAGGUGGUCCCCAUGAGAGAGUUUCAAUCGUGGUGGAAUAAAUUCGAACGGAGGCUUACCGUCGAUUCUAGUUUCUUGGAGAAGGAGGAAGAGGCAUAG
Orbilia oligospora ATCC 24927 is the source of this 708-nucleotide messenger RNA. RefSeq lists its product as uncharacterized. NCBI's taxonomy places the organism in Eukaryota, Fungi, Ascomycota, Orbiliomycetes, Orbiliales, Orbiliaceae. Gene Ontology annotation, molecular function: nuclear import signal receptor activity. Bases 1 to 708 code for a protein of 235 amino acids. Gene Ontology annotation, cellular component: nucleus; cytosol. The record is from RefSeq and is a predicted model, not a curated record. The transcript is spliced from 2 exons. Gene Ontology annotation, biological process: protein import into nucleus.